Messenger RNA from Erythranthe guttata (spotted monkey flower), 848 nucleotides. Its product is annotated as Oleosin family protein. Gene Ontology annotation, cellular component: membrane; monolayer-surrounded lipid storage body. Lineage: Eukaryota; Viridiplantae; Streptophyta; Magnoliopsida; Lamiales; Phrymaceae. The record is from RefSeq and is a predicted model, not a curated record. Gene Ontology annotation, biological process: lipid storage.
GUGGGUUUUGAGUAUGGUUCAAAUUUUUUUAUUGGGCUUCUAAAUUAUAUCUAAGUUGCUUUCAAUUUUUUAGCCCAACCAAUUACAGCCCAACAAAGUUAAUAAUUAUGAAAUUACCCAAGAAAAUUAAGUUAAUAGAAUCCAGUCAUUCACUAAGAUCCAAACACCCUCCAUCCCUCACACGUGUUUUCGUGCAUGAAACCAACGGCCACACGUGUCACCCCAUCCUCCUCCAUCUCCUUCCCCCAAUACAUCUUCAAUCGUCUUCUCCACAUUCACAAUCUCAUCUCUCUGAUUUCUCCGAUCACACACACACACAGCAACAAUGGCGGAUCGACAAUAUCCGGCCGCGAGGUCAUCCACCGCCGGCGGCUCCAUCAUGCAGAAGCUCAGAGAGCACGCGCCGAACUCAACACAGCUCGCCGGCCUCGCCACGCUCGUAGUCUCCGGCGGAAUAUUGCUCCUGCUCGCCGGACUCACCCUCACCGCCACCGUACUCAGCCUCAUCUUCUUCGCACCUCUCAUUCUCAUCUCCAGCCCGAUAUGGUUCCCGAUCGGCGUCCUGAUCUUCAUCGUCGUCUCCGGAUUUUUGUCCUUUCUCGGAUUCGGCGUCGCCGCCGUGGCGGCGGCGUCCUGGCUGUACAGGUAUUUCAGGGGGUUCCAGCCGGUCGGGUCGAACCGGUUCGAAUUCGCCAGGACCCGAAUCGCUGAUACGGCGGGUCAGAUGAAGGAUUAUGCUAGAGAGUAUGGUGGGUACUUGCAUGCCAAAGUUAAGGAUGCUGCUCCUAGCGCUUGAAAAUCGUGCUUUGCCGAAACCCGAGUUUUGCAUUAUAUUAUUUUCUCUAAUU